GAGCCGCUCGCAAUGAGGCUCCUAAUUACUGCGCUCGUCUUUCGGUGCUGAUAUUUUUAAGGAGGGCAAAGUGGCCGCAACAGGUUUACAGACGAAAACCUGGAACUACAGAGCGGCCAGGCCGGUCGAGACAGAGCGAUCGGGAGAGGAACGACAGGAGGGGGAGGAGGAGGAGGAGGAGCGGAGGAUUUAGACCGCAGAAGAUAUCGCACUGCGCUCACUCACUCGGACGAAGAGCAGGGGGGAAAAGGUCGAGGAGCUCCAGCCCCGGCGCUGAGAAUCUGCGGGAAUAAGACGACUCCAGGAUGAUGCCGAUGUUCCUAACCGUGUACCUCAGCAACAAUGACAAGCACUACACAGAAGUGCCUGUUACCCCAGAGACACUGUGUCGGGACGUGGUGGACUUGUGCAAAGAGCCCGGCGAGACGGAUUGCUACCUGGCCGAAACCUGGAGAGGUUCAGAGCGCGUGAUUGGUGACAGUGAGAGGAUUAUUGAGGUGCUGCAGCGCUGGGGGCAGCAGAGGGCUGAGGUUCGAUUCUUCCUCCGCCACAAUCAAGUGCCCAACCACGAAACAGGUGGUCUCAGAGGUCCAGACCUUUUGCAGAAGAGGAACACUUUGAAAUCGUCUGGAGAGAGACAUCUUGAGAACGGAAUUGUCCCACUUCAUAUGGACAUCACUCUGUCAGAGCUGCAGGAAAUGGCGUCACGGCAGCAGCAGCAGAUAAACGCCCAGCAGGAGCUUCUGGCUAACAAGGAGCAGCGGCUGCGCUUUUUGAAGCUGCAGGAGCAGCAGGCGUCGGAGCAGGAGAAGCUGCGGCUGCUGCGAGAGAACGCUGAGAACCAGGAGGCCAAGCUGCGGCGGGUCCGAGCGUUGAAGGGCCAGGUGGAACAGAAGCGCCUCAGCAACAGCAAACUGGUGGAGGAGAUAGAGCAGAUGAACGGGCUGUUCCAGCAGAAGCAGAGGGAGCUGGUGAUGGCCGUGUCCAGAGUGGAGGAGCUGAGCCGGCAGCUGGAGAUGCUGCGCCAGGGCAAACUUGACGAGAGUGGACACAGCUCGGCCGGGGAACUUGAGCGACUCUACAAGGAGCUGCAGCUGAGGAAUAAGCUGAACCAGGAGCAGAGUGCUAAACUGCAGCAGCAGAGAGAAAGCCUGAGCAAACGCACACAGGAAGUGGCCGCUAUGGACCGUAGAGUGGCCGAGCUGCGCGAGCGGCUGUGGAAGAAGAAGGCCGCUCUGCAGCAGAAAGAGAACUUCCCUCAGCCAGCUGACGGUCACAGCUCUCAGCCUCCUGUCGGACAGUCCAGAGUAGCUGCCGUUGGUCCAUAUAUCCAGUGCCCCCCUCCUCCGCUUCCUCCCAGACAGGAGGUCGUGAUAAAGCCGGCCUACCCAGAUGGUACUGCCACACUGCCCAAACCACUGGCCAAACCCACUGGUUUCCAGGCAGGCAAAAUCUCCAAGCUCUCGGACUGGAGCUCCAGUGCUGAGGUCAGCAGUGUGGGCGGGUCCCAGCGUGGCCACGCCUCCACAUUGCCGCGAAUGAGCAGCCACGGCUCGACAGAAAAAGACCCUGAAGCUGAUGUGAAGCCGCCACCACUUCCCUUACGGAAGAACCAGAGCAGUGAGGACCUCCUGAGGGAUGGGCAGUGUGUUGGUAAAGUGCCUCCUCCAGUGCCCAGCAAGCCAGCAAAGCAGUCCAACUUCACUAAGCCCUGCUUCAGCACUGGCACUUUCCCAGGCAAAGCCAGAGCAGCCCCCCAGCUCACGCCACCAUCCAAUCACAGUCAGAGGGCUCAACUGCCCCCAUCACACCAUGGCCUGCCGUUGCCCCUACCGCCCAAACAAGACACCCUUCCAGCAGCCACAGUGCGCCCCUUCAGCGUGGAGGGGUCAGCAGGAAAAGGAGCCGCCACCCCGCCGACCCUCCACAAGCCACAGACCCUGGCGGCCAGCUCCAUCUACUCCAUGUACACACAGCACAGCUCACUGGCCAAGGGUUACCAGGGCCAGAGCACGCUGACCCGCUCCCAGCCCCGCCUGUAUGGAAAGCCAGUCAUACCGUCCACCGGAGGGCAGCACUCCCACUCCCAGGACAGCAGCUACUCUGAGCGAGGCGCCACCACGGAGGCAGACCAGGUGGACCACUGCGUUAGCUGUCCUGGGGAGGGUCCAGAGUCUGAGCGCGUGCCGCGGCCACUGAGCCCCACCAAACUGCUGCCGUUCCUGUCGAACCCGCACCGGCUACAGAGCGACGCCGACCUGGAGGCGCUGCGGAAGAGGCUGCACCACGCACCACGGCCCCUGAAGAAGCGCAGCUCCAUCACGGAGCCUGAGGGGCCCGCAGGCCCAAACAUCCAGAAACUGCUCUACCAGAAGACCACGCUCGCCGCCAUGGAGACACCCGACAGGGAGGGGUCAGGCAGUGCCCCGGGACAGGAAGAUGAGGCUGGCAGGGUGCAGAAGGAGGACGACUCCGUCCCACCUCCGCUACCCCCACGCUCCCCGGUCCCAGAUGAGAGUGGGAGGGGUGAACAGCACCCCCUGCUGGAGGAGGACGAGCAGGAAGGCGGCGGCCCCAUUCCAUCCGAACCGUAUACAGAGGAGUAUCCCCCGUACCCGCCACCUCCUUACCCCAGCACAGGGGACCAGGAUGGCCCAGGGGAGGACAGUAGCAGCAUGAAGGCUCCGGAGGUCACGGGACAGGUCACACUACCCCCGGGGAAGAGGACGAACCUGCGGAAGGUGGGCUCGGAGCGGAUCAAUCACGGCAUGAGGGUGCGCUUCAACCCGCUGGCGCUGCUGCUGGACGCUUCUCUGGAGGGAGAGUAUGACCUGGUGCAGAGGAUCAUAUACGAGGUGGAGGACCCCAGUCUGCCUAACGAUGAGGGCAUCACUGCACUUCAUAACGCAGUGUGUGCCGGACACACCGAGAUUGUGAAGUUCCUGGUGCAGUUUGGCGUGAACGUCAACGCUGCCGACAGCGAUGGCUGGACCCCUUUGCACUGCGCCGCCUCCUGUAACAACGUACAGGUAUGCAAGUUCUUGGUGGAGUCCGGAGCCGCGGUGUUUGCCACCACCUAUAGCGACAUGCAGACGGCAGCAGACAAGUGUGAGGAGCUGGAGGAAGGAUACGCUCAGUGCUCACAGUUCCUCUACGGCGUGCAGGAGAAGAUGGGCGUGAUGAACCGGGGGGUGGUGUACGCUCUGUGGGAUUAUGAGGCCGAGAGUGCUGACGAGCUGUCCUUCACCGAGGGAGACUGCAUGACCACUCUGAACAGGGACGACGGGCAGGAGAGCGAGUGGUGGUGGGCUCGCUGCGGAGACAACGAGGGGUACAUCCCCCGCAACCUGCUCGGGCUGUACCUGCGGAUCAAGCCCAGACAGAGGAGUUUGGCCUAAAUCUCCCUCCAGGAUCUUAUGGUUCAGUCCCAAACCGGCGUGCCCUAAUAUCUCGUGCACACUUCACAGUGAAAGCAGUGUUACUGCACACUGGAACAUUUGUGAGCUUUAACUGCUGUGACUGGUGUUUUUUUUUGUUGUUGUUGACUCAUUAAUUUACAAGCACAAUGAGAAGACGAUUGUAAGUGGCCCUCAGAAGUGUCUUCACUUCUUUUGUAGACGAGGAGUUUUUUCAUGUAGCGACGUCUAAUAACGGUUUAUUGAUAUUGCUAAGGCCUUUUGUAGAUGCUGAAAGACAGGACUAACGUGAACAGCUGGGCUAAGUUAGACGUGGAAACCAUUCCUUAUUUAUAAAGCUCUGUUAAAUGAUUUGUACAUAUGGAUAGAAGCGAUGACUCCGGUGCCCUUCAUCCACUGUGAGGAUUUUAUCAGGUUUUAUGUUUGUGUGUAACGUUCCUUGUCUCUUUUACAUGAAUGUAGCUCUGUAUCACAAGCUGUUGUGCAAGCCUGAGGCUCCGAGAUGCAGGAGUUCUUUAAAGGAAUAAUUCAGCUCAUCCUUCAGCCCAAAUGUAGUCAGUCAGCCAGGGUGUGUUUGGUGUCCAAAGGCUACGUUCACAUUACCAGGCUGAAGGGGCUCAAAUCCGAUUUUUUGCCCUAAUGUGACUCAGAUCCAUUUUCAGGGCUGUGUGGACACAAAUCUGAUCUUUUCAAAUCCGACCUGAGCCACUUUAGCUACGUUCACAUUACAAGCCUCAUUGCUCAAAUCCGAUCAAGUCCAAUCUCUCUGACACAGUGUUUCACACUCGUUUAGGUAAUAGAUCCAGGACCACAUAUGAAAGUGGUUCAGGUCAGAUUUGAAAAGAUCCGAUUUGCGUCCACACAGCCCUGAAAACACCAGAUCUGAGUCACAUUAGAGCAAAAAAUCAGAUUCGUGCCACUUUAACCUGGAGGUAAUGCAGUAAUGUGAAUGUAGCCUUUCAUAUGUGGUCCUAGAUCGGAUACAUAUCCGAUUCGUGGUCAUGUGACCCUAAUGUGAACGUUCAGAUUGGAAUUCAUGUGCGCCAUCAUUCGGCGUUACUCUGGCAGCAGCGCUGAACAGACGUUAAAGCCUGUAAACGGUGGAAAAGCAGCUUAUCUCACCUUUUUCUCCUUCUGCUGGCUCUAAUAAUGAAGCUGACAGCUGAGUAGGAUGAGCUCAUGAAGGUCAUUUCAGGCCGGUUCAUUCACAUUAAUGAUGGAUUUGAGUCACUUGCCUAAAGAGAGUGGAUUUAAGCAAAUAAAUCAGAUUUCAGCAACAAGGCUUGUAAUGUGAACGUAGCCAAAGGGUAUAAAAAUGGACAAAAGUACAAAAAGAACACUUAUUGUCAGUUUUACAGACAAGAUUCAGUGUUCAAGCCCAUUUCUGCUCCUUCUUUAAAGACUUACUAUCGCAAAAUAACUCUUCUCAAAAUAUUCACUUCUACUGAAAUAAUGACUUGUCAUCAUGACUUACUCUCUUAAAAUACUGACUUGUUACAUCAAAUAAUUGCCGUUUCAUAAUGACAUUCUGUGUAAAAAUGAUCCUGAAACGAUUACUUAUUCUAGUAACUCGUUAUUUUUACAUCUGAAAAAUCUUAAAGAAAGUCAUUCAUUUGAGAUCUUCAUUUAAGUCACUAUUUCCAGAAAAUGCACCCUUAUUUGGAGGUAUUAAGUAAAUACUUCAAGAAAAUAUUAUUACAUGAUCUUCCAUUUUGAGUUUGAUUACUUUGACCUAAGUCAAAAUUUUGACGUUAGUGUUCGAAACGGAACAAACAGGCAUUUUUGGCAGAGAAGAGCUUCCAGAGGAACCACAUCUGUUUGAGUCUUAUGAAUAUUGUCUUAAAUAUCUUGUGUAUUCCGUAAGAAUAAGAAAAGCUCUAUACCUGUUUCACUUGAGUAACUGAAAAGAAAAACCCCAAAAAGCCACCUUUUCAAACUUGCUUUGAGCUUUUAUCACCCGGUACAGUCUGAGCAACCUUCAGAGCAAAUGAGUACGUUCUAGCUAGCGCUCUGAAAAAGUAAGGACCUCAUUUGGACUGAAACCAUCAACUCGAAUUACGGGAAUCUCGCCAGCGAGCCAAGUCAGAAUCUCCACCAAUUUCAGCGCGCUGAGCUACUGCAUGCUACCAGAGACGAGAUGAACAAAUGUUUGUUUCUCCACAGAAGCGUAGGCGAUCAUAAGUCCUAAACGUCGGUUAAUCGAUGUUUUCGAUCAUAGAAUUUUACCGAUUGUGUAUAAGCUUGCUUUACUAGCCUUGCAGCUCCAGCGCAAAACUACAGAAGCAAACUUCAGGCACCAAAUGUCUUGACUGACCUACUACUUUUGGGGAAAAACUGUGUAAAUGAGUGUUUGCCAAGAUAUUCCUUUUGUUCGGUAGCACGCUGCCCACAGUGCCCACAGCUGGUCCUCAAACUCCAGCCAGGGACCUCCACAAAUGGUAGCCCAGGUUUGAGUCACCAAUCGAGUCUCAGCGAUUGUCCUAUAACAGCGGUUAUAAUGACAUUUAAAGGAAUUCAUCACUCUGGUGCUCAAUGAGACGCAACCACAGAGCUGCGUGUUCACGGCCUCCUCAGAUUCAAUAAACGCUUUCUACGAA
Messenger RNA from Pygocentrus nattereri (red-bellied piranha), 6013 nucleotides. RefSeq names its product tumor protein p53 binding protein, 2b (gene tp53bp2b). The transcript has 18 exons. The coding region runs from base 306 to 3398 and encodes 1030 amino acids. Gene Ontology annotation, biological process: signal transduction; regulation of apoptotic process. Gene Ontology annotation, molecular function: p53 binding. NCBI's taxonomy places the organism in Eukaryota, Metazoa, Chordata, Actinopteri, Characiformes, Serrasalmidae. The record is from RefSeq and is a predicted model, not a curated record. Gene Ontology annotation, cellular component: nucleus.